AUGGAAUUAAAAUAGUUUGGAAAUUCAUAAAGUUAUAAAUUGCAAGUUUUAUAAAAUGAAACGUAGUCAAGUUUUUUUGGAGGACUACAAACGAAGUCAGAAAAGCAGAUUUCUUAUAACCAGAAAGAGACAAGUGUUUAUCAAAGUAUCAUUUCUGAAAAUAGGCGAAAUUGACACGCUUAAAGAAAAUUUCACAGCAGACGUUUAUAUACAGUCCAGAUGGAGAGAACCCCAGCUCGACAAGCAAGCAGUUACUUCAACGGACAUCGACUGGAAGAGUUACUGGGACGCAAAGAUAAAAGUGCAAAAUGUCCUGUCAGAGACCAGACAUGACCAUUGGAAAGUUUUACAGAAAGAAAACGGAGAAGCUUUUGUUAUAGAUAAACAAAGAAUAAAGGCGACAUUCGCGGAAAAUUUAGAACUCUUGUUGUUUCCAUUUGAUAUCCAGGAUUUAUCAGUGAAUGUCAGUACAGAACAUUCCGAAGCUGAUGUAGAACUCUUGGAGGAAAUCAAAGAAAUCUCAAGUGUUCACACAGAAACUUUUGCAAAACAACAAGAGUGGCAUUUGUUUGAAUUUGUUGAGUUUACACCAAAGGUUUCAACCAAAGAAUAUGCAAAUACCAAAUACAAACAUCCGGGUCUUAUAAUAUCGUGCAAUGCAAGACGCCGUGCAGGAUUUUUUGUUUGGAAUGUUUUACUUAUUAUGACACUCAUUAGCUCAUUGUCGAUAGCCACGUUUUCUGUAGACAGGAACAAACCACAGAAUCGACUACAGCUAUCGUUUACACUUGUCUUAACUGGAGUUGCCUUUAAAUUUGUUGCCAAUCAAACUAUACCAAAGAUCUCUUAUUUGACACAAUUGGACCGGUAUAUACUUGGUAGCAUGACGUUUCUUUACCUUGUGUGUAUAUGGCACGCCAUAGUUGUCCUGAUAUCAGACGAAGAUGAUGGCAAGUCAGCAGAUAAAUGGGCGUUCGUCACCUUCAUCAUACUGUUUUCAAUAUUUCAAAUAGCAUUCUUUAUUAAUGUAUUAAUACAAGGAUAUAGAAGAUGGCGUCAUGCAAAAACAAUAGAAGAAAAAUAUGAGGAAAAGUAUCAGAAUAUUUGUGGAGAGAAGAUGUCACCCAAGAAAAAGAAGAGUAACCCAUUCAGGAAGAUGGUAACUGUCGGAUCAAUAGCUCUCUCAUUGAAACUUUUCUAAAUGUUUGUGUCGAAACUAGAGGAUUUUCAGAGUUAUGCAUUUUAUAUCCAUGUCAUAUUUGUAAAUCAAUUUUCAUACCAGUGGCUCCCAUGGCAACAAUUUUUUUCCAGCGUUAUUUUAUUUUUUAUUUCUCUUCAGCAAAUUACUUUUGAAUCAUUUUUAAACUAUUAGUUGAAAACAAAACUAGGCUUAAAAGCACAGAAUGAAAAAAAAAAUGGAAAAGGCAAAAACAAAGUCCUUUAUAAGCAACGUCCAUUAGUGUAAAGGAUUGUCUGACCUGAAGCAAUUGAUUUCAUCAUAAAAUUGCAAAAACCAAUGCAAUAUCAGAUAUGACUUCUAUUAUACGUAUUUAAGGAAUGAUAGUAAUAUUUUUUUCUGUCUAUGAAGAAAUGACAUAAAAAACGUGGUGCACACUAAAUAACCCUUGUAGCGUGUUAUUUAAAAGUGCGCACCAUAUUUUUUAGGUUAUUUCGAAUAGACAGAAAAAAUAUUACAGUCAUUCCUUAUAAUUCAAUUUUAAAUUUCAUUUUUUAGGAGUAAAUCAUGAAAAAAAGCGUUGAUGUCGUCACGGUCACAUGACAAAAUUAUGUCUAUGACCUGAUAGACAAAAAACUUUCAGCCAAUCAGAUGACGUGUUACAUCCAAAAAUAAAUUAUUGCGAAAUAAGUCAGCUUCCCUAAAUAAUAUCCGACAAAGGCAAACAAUAGUAAUAAAAGCUACGUUGAUGAAGUUGGUUAGCUGAAUCCAAAUUUUAUUUUUGUACGAAUUUUCUUUAGAAGGCAAUAUAAAUCACCAACAUCAACAUACAUUUACACAUACGUAACAUAUAUGGGUAGUAAACGUGAACUUACAAUAAGCUCGAUUUUACAGCUGUAGGUAUUUAUGUUAAUGUUCUUAUGAUACAAAUGUAUUAUAUGUCAAAAUAAAAUA
Mytilus californianus (California mussel) is the source of this 2131-nucleotide messenger RNA. RefSeq names its product cys-loop ligand-gated ion channel-like. The transcript has 8 exons. Gene Ontology annotation, biological process: chemical synaptic transmission; monoatomic ion transmembrane transport; regulation of membrane potential. The record is from RefSeq and is a predicted model, not a curated record. Gene Ontology annotation, cellular component: neuron projection; membrane; synapse. Gene Ontology annotation, molecular function: transmembrane signaling receptor activity; neurotransmitter receptor activity; extracellular ligand-gated monoatomic ion channel activity. NCBI's taxonomy places the organism in Eukaryota, Metazoa, Mollusca, Bivalvia, Mytilida, Mytilidae. Bases 56 to 1201 code for a protein of 381 amino acids.